Messenger RNA from Oldenlandia corymbosa var. corymbosa, 1197 nucleotides. NCBI's taxonomy places the organism in Eukaryota, Viridiplantae, Streptophyta, Magnoliopsida, Gentianales, Rubiaceae. The record is from the annotation of a GenBank genome assembly.
AUGAAGUUCUUGCCACAACUGAUGCUAUAUGCAGCCAGCAGUGCUCUGAGUAGCUUGGUUCUGUUUAUAGGGUUCCGGAUGCUUCACCCGAAUCAUGAGGCAUCCGAGAAAGUAAUGGAAGAAAAGAAGAAAAUCGUUAAAGGGCUGGAUCAUCAUCCCAUGGUUCAGACGAAUCCUUACCAGCAUUUACAUGAAGAUCGGAUUAGUGAACUUCCGGAUGAAAUCCUUAUAUGUAUCUUGUCACUUGUAACGCUUAAAGAAGCUGGCAGAACAAGCAUUUUGUCAAAGAGAUGGAAGCAUGUUUGGACUUAUGUUCCUGAUCUUGAUUUCAACGAACAUAGUAAUGUAUCAUGGGAGAAGGUAAGUUUGGAGAAUUACGUGCGUCACGCAAUAAGGGAAAGGCCCAAGUUUGUUAACUGGGUAAAGAAGGUGUUGCAGUCCCAUCAAACCUUGGUUUUGAAUAAAUUCAGAAUUUAUUGUUAUUUCAGUGGUUCCUUUCGAGAAGAAUUAGAUGAGUGGCUUCAGUUUGCCUUUGACAGGAGAGUUCAAAGGCUGGAAGUGAACCUUUCACACCAUUGCAUAGGUGAGUUCGGUGGUGAGGAUUAUGUUUUGCCUUGUGCAUAUUUUGAGCAGAGAAGUUGGAAUUCUCUCAAAGAGUUGAUUUUUACACGGGUAUAUAUCUCCGGGGGCGAACUUGAACUCCUCUUGAUGAAUUGCAAAAAUCUUGAAAGUUUGGGUGUGCAUUACGCAACAGAGUUAACAACUUUGGAAAUUAGGGGUCCAUCUCUUGCAUUACAACACUUGGAAAUUUCCUAUUGUCCCUUGGAAACCCUUACUAUAAGCAGUGUUAAUCUUAUUUCCCUUAAGAUUGAUCGGCCAGAAGCACUAGUGCUUAAGAAUGUUUCCCAGAUCACUCAUUUUGGGAUCUCCUCUACUUGUUACGUCAUUGAGGAUAUUGUUCGUCGACUUUCAUGCUGCUUUUCAAAGCUUGAGGUUCUUUCUUUAGUAAUGGGUCCUUCGGUGGUUAGAGAGCUAGGUUACCCAUUGCAAAUAAGGGCCAGCAGAGAGUCGGAGAAUGUUGUAAAUUACCCUGUUCGACAUCUUAGGGUGGUUGAGAUAUCUCAAUUUCGAGGCCGUUCAAUCGAACUCGAACUAAUCAAGUACUUCCUUGAAAAUGCAAGUUCCCUCCGAAAAUAA